Drosophila hydei is the source of this 1128-nucleotide messenger RNA. It is a transcript of the gene Art8, whose product is annotated as probable protein arginine N-methyltransferase 6.1. Gene Ontology annotation, molecular function: protein-arginine N-methyltransferase activity. The record is from RefSeq and is a predicted model, not a curated record. NCBI's taxonomy places the organism in Eukaryota, Metazoa, Arthropoda, Insecta, Diptera, Drosophilidae. Gene Ontology annotation, biological process: peptidyl-arginine methylation. The coding region runs from base 89 to 1114 and encodes 341 amino acids. The transcript has 2 exons. Gene Ontology annotation, cellular component: nucleus.
CAGUUCUGUUGUCUUUUUCUAUUUAACCUAUAAAGAUCCAUUUGCAGUGAAUUUAUUCGGUUUUAUUAAGCAAACACUUAUAUGAAUUAUGAAUACAUAUUUUACGGAAUAUGAAAACUUAGAGGUGCAUGAGCUCAUGUUAAGAGAUCGACCACGACAAGAAGCUUACUAUAAUGCCAUUAUGAAAAAUAAAGAAUUGUUUAAGGAUAAAGUUGUGAUGGAUGUAGGCGCUGGUACGGGAAUACUUUCUGCAUUCUGUGCACAAGCUGGUGCUCGAUUGGUUUAUGCUGUGGAAGCCUCCAAUCUUGCAACGAAAGUAGCAUUAGAUCUUAUUGAAGAAAAUGGUCUUACCAGCAUUGUCAAAGUAAUACACUCUCAGAUCGAGGAAUUCAUGCUGCCCGCUUCAGCUGAAAAAGUGGAUAUUAUUGUUUCAGAAUGGAUGGGAUUUUACCUAUUGCACGAAGGCAUGUUGGACUCUGUGCUCUUUGCCAGGGAUAAUUUCCUAAAGCCAAAUGGACUUCUGUUCCCCGGUGAGUGCACGAUAUUUGUUGCUCCGUGCUCUGUCCCAUCCCUAUAUGAAUAUUGGCACAAUGUUGACGGAGUCAACAUGGAUCGAUUCGCAACCAAAUUGCGUUUACAAAAAUCAACAAGACCAGAAAUUACACAACUAAAGCCAAAAGAUUUACUUCACGAAGGAAUUGUUUUUCAUUGGAUGAAUUUGCUUGAUGUAAGUGCCCAGGAGCUCGACGAGAUACGCUUCAAGGAAGUUGUCGCCACACAAGUUCCGGGUAAGCAUCAGGGUUUCUGCAUAUGGUUCGAAGUGCGAUUUCCUGGUGAAGAAACAGUGACGCUUAGCACAUCGCCUCUUGCCCCCGAAACCCAUUGGAAGCAAUGCGUCGUAGUGCUCCCGGAAGAAAAUUGCGAAAAUUUAGAAGAGAAAUCUCCGGUAGCUUUUCAAAUCCUAAUGAAACGCAGCGGAAAUGACGCGAGAAAAUAUAAUUUGGAAGUAGAGCUGCUCGAUCCGAAUGUGGAAGAACACCCAGUGCCCUGUUCAUGCCAUAUGACCAAAUGCAUACUUACGGAAGCCCACCUUAAGAUGAUGGACACAACAUAGUUUCGUUGCUCAAU